AUGCAUGAUGCUAGGAUAUUCAAUUCUUCAUCGAAUAAAACAAUGAAUCAGAACGAUGAAGCAGGUAAGCUGAAGAUCAAACCUUUGAGAACGAACCAAAGGCGAGUAAUAGGAGCAUCAAAAUCUUCAUCACAUAUGGGCUCACAUGUUGGUACUACUUUAAUUAUAGGCAAGAAUUCACAUUCUACUUCUCAUGGCGUACGAAAUAAUUCACCAGAAAAUACAAUUGUGAUUGGUAGGCGUAAUUUCAGUGAUGGUCAAAUCGAAUAUACAAAGCCAGCUAGUCAUUCUAACAAAUUCAAAAAAGAUAGCAUACUAAGAGACCCUAAUAUCGAUUCGAAUGUGGAAGCUUCAAAAAAACUUUCCGAACAGAUUCAAUUGACUGUCUGGUUUCAUGAACCACGAACUUCUACAGAGGAUGUUAUAAUCGAUGCAAGUGUAAUUCCUGGAUUAAAAGAAGGUGAUAUUUGUGAAUUGGUACCGUUGAAUACGUUUAAACCCCAUAAAAAACCCAAACGAUUAAUCUUCAUUAUUAAAAAUCAGUCGCUAUUAUCUAAAAGUUCAAGCUUACAUACAUCCAAUAACAACAAUAAUGCCGGGGCAACAACCUCAACUUUAUCAGCUAAUAAUAACAAUACAACAAAGACAAAGACAAAUUUCCAAAUUUCGUUGAUUUCAAACCCUUUACAGAAUUUAAUGGAUUUACCACCAAGAAGUUUGGUUCAAUUGAAAACAAUAUUAGACGUUGAAUCUAUUGAAGCAGAUACAAUCGAAAUAUUUAUUAAGGACAUAAAUCUUUCAAGAGAUUUGAUGUGGACAUUUUCUUCGUCAUUGGUAGGUACUUGCGUUUAUUCUGAAAAAAGGCUUACAUUCCUUAGCAAUAGGACAGGGGUAGUAAAAAAAAUUUAUAAGAAUGGUAAUGAGUUAUUUUCAGCAUUGAUUUGUGAGAAGACAAAAGUUGUAUUUCGAUCGAAGAGUGCCAAAUUGGUAUUUCUAGUCCAAUUAUCUCGAGAAAUGUGGCACUUUGAAGAGACAGGUGAAAUAAUGUUUCAUAAGCUAGUCAAUACAUUAUUCCCUAAAAUUUUCAAAAAAUGGAGAGAUAAGAAUACUCACCAUGCGAUAACUAUUGUUCUAUUUACAAGCGUUGACUUAACAAAUAUUCCAUGGACCUCUUUAGGCCAAGGAGAAAGACCAAACAAUAGACGAGAUUAUUUUAGAGUUGUUGUUGAUCAGGUUAGUAUCUUUCAUUGGGAUAGAAUCAUGGCUAAUUUGAGAUUAGAAUUUGCAAAUUUCAAAAGAGAUAUUAUGCUUAAUUGCCAACCUGAAAAUAAUGGAAAAUUCACAAUGGCAGGCCAAUCUUUACCAUCUGUUAAGGGAAAUGUUCUAGAAGCUAUUAAUGUUGGGAUACAUUUGGUGAAUGAUAGGUUUAAAAACACUGAUUUAAAACAUUCUUUAAACCAUUUCAUAUUGGUCACUCCAGGAACAGGUCUAUUUGAUGUGGACUAUAGCUUGAUGCACGAAACUAGUAAAAAAAUGUUGAGCAUUGAUUGUGCAUUGGAUAUAGUUUGCUUGAGUCAACCACCUUUACAUAUCGUGCCUCUAUUUCGUUACAGAGAUCCAUCGAAAGACGGUCAAAUAUCCCAUUGUGUCCCACAUUGGUGUGAUAUAUCUUUUUACAAAGAUAGCACAGCCAAUUCUACACAAUGGAUACCGCAUUGUAAAAUCUAUGAAUUACAGAUGAUGGGUGUUAUGGAAAAUGAGAUUAAUGAUGUUAAGAUUGAGAGAUACAGAGUCCCUAAUGAGGCGAAAUCAAUGGUGGAAGCUAUGGACAAGUAUGAUUCUGAUGUUUUCAAACCUGUAAAUAAAGAUUCGGAUUCAAAAGUGACUCGAGAAUUAUCAUCUUCACCGGAGCAAUCAACAAUAAAUAGUAAGACAGGAACUCCUAAAGAAAAUUCCAAGCCAUUAUCGUUAAUAUGGAAUAAUAGAACUUCUCUACUACCAAAUUCAUCAACUGCGAGGAUUGACGUUUCCACAACCAAUUCUUCGGUUCUUGGUACAGUUGCAAAUAGCGGAAAAGAUGUAUCAGCGCUUUCUUCGUUGUACACAUUGAAUAAGACAUCUGCAGACAAGUCAGUGGUACAUGCUCCAUCAAUUAGAGCUGAUUCACGUAAAGGCGUAAAAGAAAAUGUUAGUCGAGAUAGAAAGGAAUUCAAUGAAAUUACAAGAACAAAGCUUCGGCCAAGGUUACAGAAGACAGAAGAAUUUUACAAAAGCGACGACAGUGUCAGCAAUACAUCAAAGCUGCGAGAUAUAUUAGAUUCCAAGUCCAGGAAUAAACAAAGCUCAACAAAAGUAGAGGAAGAAUUUGAAACGUUGACGAACUUGUUGUGGACUGAAAUUCGUAACCCUUCUAAAGAGCUGCAUUCUGAUAUGUUAUCCUUCCUUCGUUUGAGUAGGUGGAAUGACAUAUUUCCUUCUAACAUAAAGAGAAGACUAGUUAAAUGGAGAUCCUUUGAAUCACCUGCUGCCUUACCAGUCACUACUUCUAUUUUCCCAUCAACAAAACAAUUAGAAACAGACUAUUCUUUUCAAAUUUAUAGCGUCUUUCUAAAUUCGGAAAAUGAUUUGGAAAUCGAAAGUACUCACGACCUAAUGAGGGAAAUGAUUCAAUUACGUCUAUUGUUAGGAUUUCAAAUUUGCUAUAGUGACCAAGUUAAAAAAUUUGAAUCGAGUAGAAAACCCGGUGGAAAUGCAGAAAGCUUAAUUAAAUACUUUCCGAAAGGUAGUUGUUAUGGUUCACGAAUCUAUAUGUCCUUGGACGACGAAAUACACAGGAUAUCCUGUGAUUAUAAUGGAAAUCUAUAUGUUCAAAUGUAUAGAAAGAUUGAAGAAUUGAAGCAUUCAAGGUUAUUAGGUUCGAAGGAUUAUAGACAGCAAAGUUAUGUUCCCUUAAUUCGAACAAGGUAUGUUGACGAAUAUGCUCCUGCUAAAUUUGAUUUUAUUAAUACUAAACCACUUAAAUAUAAUUGGAACCAAUUUGAUCAGUUAAUAGCAGGUUAUGACGAUGCAAUUCCACCGGAAAAAAGGCAAUUUCACAAGAUGAAAUUCGUUGUGUUACCUGCUAAUAUACCUAAAAACGCAUAUUUCAUAUCUAAUGAGAAUUUAACAGACGAAGAGAUUCGUGUUGAAGGUUUACGUAAGUUGAUUGGAUUGAUUGAAAGAGGAAAAUUUGUUAAAUCAGACGAUAAAGAAUCUAAAAGAAAGGAAGAAAUUUUGCCUGAGAUCAGUUUUUACACAGGUAACUUAUACGAGUUCUUGAGCGAUCAAGCGGAAACCUACGAUGCAACUGGUAAUGAACCAAGUAAUUCUUUAAUGUUGGGAGAAAAUAUGAGAUUUACAAAGAGCAUAAAAUUGAGUCAACUAGCGCAAGAGUUACAAAGUCCUACUGGUGUUAGGUUGGUAGAUAGAACAUGGCAUUUCAAAAGACAUCUUCACUGCUUUUUAGGUAACGAGCUUGUCUCAUGGUUUAUUGAAUGCUUUGAAGAUAUAGAUAAUAGAAAUGAUGCUACUAGUUAUGGUCAAUCAUUAAUGGACAGAGGAAUGAUCAAACACGUUGAAAGUAGACAUGGGUUCUUGGAUGGAUAUUAUUUCUAUACUUUUGAGGGCGAAUAUAUUGACAAAAACUACAAACCUGAACGAUUGAAUAGUGGAUGGUUUAAUAGAAAGAAGAAUUCAAGCGAAAAAGGCUCAGCAGUAACGUCACCUACAUACACAAGGAAUAAUUCAGAUACCGAGUCAGCAAAAUCUCCAGUUUUCCCAGUCCAAGAUAACCUUGAUUUGAGGAAAAUCACUUCAAAUUCAAUAGGCCAGCAUAUGUAUGACUCUGAGACAUCAUCGAUGGCUGGUUCUUCAACCAAAACCAAGCAGAAAAAGAAAUUUAUCUUAAGUAGAUCAGUCAAGUUUAAUGCUGAUCCUUUGAAAAAGUCGUUUAGGCCCGAAAUUGUUACUGUACAUUAUGAUAGGGUUCACAAUCCAGAACACUGUUAUCAUAUCCGGCUUCAGUGGCUUAAUACUACGAAGAAGUUCAUAGACGAUGCUAUAUUAAAUUGGUCAAGGCUAUGUGAAAGGCAUGGUUUAAAGCUAGUUGAAACUCCUUGGCUUGAAUUAUGUACUAUACCUCAAGUAAAUCCAUUCCAUUCGUUUGUUGAUUUGAAGUUGGUUAUAAAUCCGUGGACUGAUCCUGAAUUUCUGGAUCCUAACAUUUUGAAAGAUAACAAAUUCUAUUAUCACUUAUACUUGAUGAAAAAAUCUGACUUCUUACUAGACAAUAGAUCAACUGUUUUCUUUCUGAAAGACCACAUCGAAAUUUCCUAUAGCUGGGGUAAACCAAUUUUCCAAUAUGCUCAGUAUAUUCACAAGACAGGUGCUUACAUAGUUGAAUUACGAGAUAAUGGUGACUUGUUCUUGGCUCCUAACAACAUACAUAUCACUAGACUAAACACAUCUCUUUCAUCCGUUCCAGAACAAGAUUACCUCAAGUCUUAUAAAAUGGAUUCUCAAAAAGUGAUGUUGAAAUUUAGAUCAGCUUGUACAAAUGAGAAAAUACUUCGUGGUAUUUUUAAAGAGGCUAAAGAAAAUUGGAGGGAAAAAUGUCUGGAAGUUGUAUUACCAGCAAUUAAUUAA
This is a messenger RNA of Debaryomyces hansenii CBS767, 4683 nucleotides long. It is a transcript of the gene IML1, whose product is annotated as Iml1p. Gene Ontology annotation, biological process: intracellular signal transduction; negative regulation of TORC1 signaling; positive regulation of autophagy. The transcript has a single exon. Gene Ontology annotation, molecular function: GTPase activator activity. NCBI's taxonomy places the organism in Eukaryota, Fungi, Ascomycota, Pichiomycetes, Serinales, Debaryomycetaceae. The record is from RefSeq and is a predicted model, not a curated record. Bases 1 to 4683 code for a protein of 1560 amino acids. Gene Ontology annotation, cellular component: GATOR1 complex.